UGAGCCGAGGAGGUUGGGCAGUAGCCUCUGCAGACCAAUAACAGCAGGAGGGAGGGCCCUGCCCUCCAGACUCCGCCCGCGCCCCAGAGGUGGGUUCCUAGGCCGCCGCCGCACCUGGCGGAGUCCGGGUGGCUUCCUGGCAGUGUUCUCGCGGCGCCGCAGAAUUAGAAAGCUGCCUGUGGAGAUUUAAGAAAUGGCAACUAAUGAAAGUGCUGGCAUCUUCAGCUCCGCCUCCUUGGCUGUGGAGUACAUAGAUUCGCUUCUGCCUGAGAACCCUCUGCAAGAACCAUUUAAAAAUGCUUGGAACUCCAUGUUAAAUAACUACACAAAGUUCCAGAUUGCAACGUGGGGCUCCCUCAUAGUUCACGAAGGCAUUUAUUUCUUACUGUGUAUGCCUGGAUUUUUAUUUCAGUUUAUACCUUAUAUGAAAAAGUACAAGAUCCAAAAGGAUAAACCAGAAUCAUUGGAAGGCCAGUGGAAAUGUUUUAAAGUGCUUCUCUUUAAUCAUUUCUGUAUCCAGCUGCCUUUGAUUUGUGGAACCUAUUAUUUUACAGAAUAUUUCAACAUUCCUUAUGAUUGGGAGUCAAUGCCGAGAUGGUACGCACUUUUGGCAAGAUGCCUGGGCUGUGCAGUUAUCGAAGAUACCUGGCACUAUUUCUUGCAUAGACUCUUACAUCACAAAAGAAUAUAUAAAUAUAUUCAUAAGGUUCAUCAUGAGUUCCAGGCUCCGUUUGGAAUGGAAGCUGAAUAUGCACAUCCUUUGGAAACCAUAAUCCUUGGGACUGGAUUUUUCAUUGGAAUCUUGCUUUUGUGUGAUCAUGUAGUUCUCCUUUGGGCAUGGGUGACUAUCCGCCUGAUAGAAACCAUUGAUGUCCACAGUGGUUACGAUAUUCCUCUCAACCCUUUAAAUCUCAUCCCCUUCUACGCUGGCUCCCGGCAUCAUGAUUUCCACCACAUGAACUUCAUUGGAAACUAUGCCUCCACGUUCACGUGGUGGGACAGGCUUUUUGGAACAGACUCUCAGUUUAAUGCUUAUAAUGAAAAGAUGAAGAAGUCUCAGAAAAAAGCUGAAUAAAUUUCUCUCUGACCUCUCCAGAGAUCUACAUUUUCCUAAAUUGAAAAUAGUAGCUAACAUUGCUUCCGGGGAGCAGAAACAAGCAUGUGUCUUGGCUGCUAAGUGAUAAAAAGAACAAUUAACAACCUUUAAUUAUCUUCCUAGUGGGAACUUUGUCUACUUCGCAUACAAGUUCUGCAUAUGUACAAAUAAAUCAGUCUAUAUUUAAGUACGGUUUUCAAUGGCUAACCGUAAGAAGAGGUUUUCAGUAAUGAAAGAAGUAUUCUCCUGUGCUCCUGUCCUCCUGUGCUACCAGAGACCUGAAGUUGACAGUGUCUUCCGACCUGUUAGAUACAUACUGUCAUAAUGGCAUUGGCCUCACCUUUGAAACUUUUUUUAGAAUUCAUCUAAAAUCAAAAUAGGAUGAACUGCAGUGGCAGUGACUGAAGCCAGCACAGCGGCAGCAGCCAGCCGCAGGACUCUUAACUCUGGCUGCAGCUUGCCAGGUGAGGGGGAUGCUUCGGGAGUCAUUUUGUAUUGCAAUGCAGUGUUGCUGUCUGUAAAUUAGAACAUUUCUGAUACAAUGUGAGUGGAAUAUUUUAGAAGCUUUUUCAAAUUACUUGAAUUUUUUAAAAAGUCAGCUUUAUUCUGUUUACCCCUUCAUUUUCGUAUAGUAAGUUUUCUUUCUAAUUAAAUAUGUAUCUUGAAACUUUGUGAACUGACUCACUGUUAUUUGCACUUUGAGCUAUUGAAAUAAAUGGGAUUUUUGUGCGA
Cavia porcellus (domestic guinea pig) is the source of this 1828-nucleotide messenger RNA. It is a transcript of the gene Msmo1, whose product is annotated as methylsterol monooxygenase 1. Bases 194 to 1075 code for a protein of 293 amino acids. Gene Ontology annotation, cellular component: endoplasmic reticulum membrane. Lineage: Eukaryota; Metazoa; Chordata; Mammalia; Rodentia; Caviidae. Gene Ontology annotation, molecular function: C-4 methylsterol oxidase activity; iron ion binding. The record is from RefSeq and is a predicted model, not a curated record. The transcript is spliced from 6 exons. Gene Ontology annotation, biological process: sterol biosynthetic process.